Messenger RNA from Ctenocephalides felis (cat flea), 1787 nucleotides. Its product is annotated as gamma-1-syntrophin-like. The record is from RefSeq and is a predicted model, not a curated record. The transcript has 10 exons. Gene Ontology annotation, molecular function: protein binding; structural molecule activity. The coding region runs from base 191 to 1708 and encodes 505 amino acids. Lineage: Eukaryota; Metazoa; Arthropoda; Insecta; Siphonaptera; Pulicidae. Gene Ontology annotation, cellular component: dystrophin-associated glycoprotein complex; intracellular anatomical structure.
AACUUACGAGAGCAAUCUGACAUGCCCAAAACACCUAUUGUUUCGAAUUUUUUAGAUUAAUUAAUUAAUCAGUGAUAUGCAGAUAAAGUACGUGCUGUGAUAUUUUAUUAUUUAUUGUUUAAUAAGUUUUUUUAAGGGUGGAGUAUUUCUCUAUCAUGGUGAAAUGUUUUAGUAAUUAGUCGAGUUAAUAAUGAAGAUCAACGCUACGAAAAUGACUACUCCUAUAGAGGAAAAGAUCGAUUUGGAACAGAAACUUAAGGUUCGUUCUGGGAUGGUCACUGUGAGUGAUGGUAAAAGUGAACCACAGCCUGCUAGAAUUCAGUUGUCCAUGGAGGUACUCACAUUGCAAAAAGAAGAGCUAUUAUUUAUCAAUCAGUCUGCUGGCCCUACACAUACUCGAGAGCGAAUGGUGCAAAUUACAAGGCAGAAAGUUGGCGGAUUAGGUCUGAGUAUUAAAGGAGGUGCGGAACAUAAGCUUCCAAUACUAAUAUCUAGAAUAUAUAAAGAUCAAGCUGCGGAUAUAACAGGACAAUUAUUUGUGGGUGAUGCAAUUAUUAAAGUAAAUGGAGAGUAUAUUACUGCCUGUAUCCACGAUGAUGCAGUAAAUAUUUUGAGGAAUGCUGGAGAUUUAGUUGUGCUGACAGUUAAACAUUAUAGGGCAGCAACGCCUUUUCUACAAAAGCAGUUGUCCAAAGAAGGCCCUGAGCUUGAUAAUGCAGAAACUUGUGCAGAGCUACAGGCUGAUGAAGGGUGGAAAUCAGCUUCUGAAAGCCGACCUACUUCUAUGACUUCAGAGCCAGAAAAAAGAUGGAUUGAUGUCAUUACUGUUCCUUUAAUGAUGGCAUAUGUGACUAGAUAUAUGUUUGGUACUGAUAAAUUGAGACCAAAUGCUUUCGAAGUUCGUGGAUUAAAUGGAGCUACUACUGGUGUCAUAUACUGUGAUGAUCUAGCAAUCCUCUCACAAUGGUUAAAAUAUAUUACUGAUAAUAUAGUGGGGUUAACACAUUUACAAAUGAAAUUGUACAAUCGCAACUUUGUAGUAGGAGAGAGAAUUGAAUAUAUGGGUUGGGUUAAUGAAGGAAUUAUGAACAACAAUCAGCCAUGGCAGAGUUAUAAGCCAAGAUUUCUUACAUUAAAAGGAACUGAUGUUAUGUUAUUUGAUUCACCUCCACUGAAUGUUGCUGGAUUGUCAAAGUGCCCCUUGGUAUUUAAAGUCUACCAAACAAUGUUUCGUAUUGUCAAAGAUUCUGAAAAUGUUGACUCCCGUCAGCAUUGUUUUCUCUUACGCAGUUCUGGCUUAGAACCUAGGUAUUUGAGUGUGGAAACCAGGCAAGAACUUCUUAGGAUAGAAAGUGCUUGGCAUGCAGCGAUUGUCACAAGCGUAAUUAAAUUAGGGAAAAAAACGUUUGGUGUAUCACAUUGUGGUCGGCCAUGUGGCUUGACUUUGGACUGGAAUCAUGGAUUUUCAUUGGGUGAUUCUGAUGGUGUCACAUUAUGGCAGUAUAAAUUUUCACAAUUAAGGGGUUCUAGUGAUGAUGGAAAAACAAGGCUAAAACUUCACUUCCAAGACAGUGAUACUCGUACCAUUGAGACAAAGGAAUUGGAUUGCUCAAUUUUGCAAAGUCUGCUUUAUUGCAUGCAUGCAUUCCUUACAGCAAAAGUGGUUUUUGUAGAUCCAGAAUUUUUAAGUUCAACUCAACAAGCUUAAACAGGAUACUGGUAGCUUUCAAUUCUUGAAAUAUUAAAUUUAAUGUUUCAAAUUCAAAAGGUUAUUGGGUUAAUAUGUU